This is a messenger RNA of Nomia melanderi (Alkali bee), 2217 nucleotides long. NCBI's taxonomy places the organism in Eukaryota, Metazoa, Arthropoda, Insecta, Hymenoptera, Halictidae. The record is from RefSeq and is a predicted model, not a curated record.
ACCGCUAGAGGUGGUUACAAAGAAAUUUCACGUCCCGUAAAAUAAUUAUGUCACGUUUAUACAAGUUUUCCUUUUGAUUUUGAAGAAAAUACUUUCUAAUUUGUACUAGUUUUCUUCAAUUUUGUGAAUUAGGUCGUAUUACUGAUGAGAGAUUAGAUGAUAAUAGUCAUCGGUAAAUUAUUAGUACCUGUAUUGCGAGCAAUUUAAUGCUUCACGUAGUAUGUUUUUAUGAAUUUAAUCAUUGUUGUAGCUUCGAUAUAUUACACACUAUACCAUAACUAUACUUCCGAAGCCAUAUAGUUACGUGUUUAUGAUGCCACGGCUGAAUUAUGUGGUCGUAUCAAUACAAAAAUGUGGUCAAUGUCAUUUCGGCCGACAAACAAAUAAAGAAUAUUUUUCAAAGUAUGCAUAUCUAAUUUAGAUUUAAAUCGUAUAAUGGAUGCAUGGAUUUUAUAAAAAUAGCUGUAAUAUAUUCGCUUACGCGAUUAGUAUGCUUUUUGAUAAUAAUGUAAAUUAUGAAGUAAGCGAAAAUAAAGUAACUUGUUCCGAAGUACAACUCCGACCGGUAUAACGGUAGAAAUCUUCCGUUUAAGAGGAACGGAAAAGUAGCUCAAGAGUGACUGGGGAUAAGGCAUUCUUAAGAGUGACUGGAGGAUAAGAAGGUUCCGAUGCUCAUUUAAUUUCUUCAGUCGCAAGCGUGCGUUUAGUAUGACAAUUCACCUGUCGCGGGGAUUCCACGAAUUUAGCUGUUUCGAAAUCACGAGAGAAUCGAAUUCAAAAAAUGAUGCUAAUCGGAUCAAUUUUCGCUAUAAUCGCGAGUAUUUUUGUGUACCGUAAACCUCGAGAAAGUUGGCCCAUCGCUAUCGUUGAACUUCUUUGCAAAAUGAAGUUCGGCUUACUAGCCAUCAAGGAAAUCUUCAACGAUCGGAUCAACGCGAAAUAUAAUAAAAAUAGAUGUUCUCCACAAGCAGGUAGAGUGGCUAUAGUAACAGGAGGAUCUAGAGGAAUUGGUGUUCACGUAGUUAAAAUGCUUUUAGAACUUGACAUGGAAACAAUAAUAGCUUGUAGAACACCUAGUGCUGGUGAAGCAGCAAUUCUCCAAAUUAGAGGAUCUGGUGUAAAAAGUGGCCAUGCAAAGGUAUAUAAACUUGACAAUGCCUCUUUAGAGUCUGUAAAACAGUUUGCUGCAGAAAUAAAAAAAGACUACAAAGAAAUACACAUUUUAAUAAAUAAUGCUGGUGUUAUGUUCUGUCCUUAUAAAGAGACAGUAGAUGGUUUUGAAGAACAGUGGGCUGUAAAUUAUUUAUCACACUUUUUAUUAUCAGUCCUUUUAUUACCAUUACUGAAAGCUGGAGGUGUAAAUAAUCCAGAAAAAUCUAGUAGAAUUGUCAAUGUUAGCUCUUGUGCUCAUCUCCUGGGUAAAAUUAACUUCAAAGACAUUAAUAACAAACAUAGAUUUAUUACUGAAGAGGCAUAUGCACAAAGUAAAUUGGCACAAGAAAUAUUUACUAAAAGAGUACAAAAACUAUUGAAAGAUGAAGGAUAUAAUGUAAAUGUGUAUUCCGUACAUCCAGGAUUGGUGCUUACAGAUCUUUUUCAACAUUCUUAUGUUUAUAGAUAUAGAACAUUAUGUAAAUAUAUUUUCAAGACUCCUGAACAAGGAGCUAUUUCUGUUGCCUAUGCAGCUGUAAAUGAAGCAGUUGAAAAUUCUGGUGGUACAUAUAUCAGUAACUGCCGUCCUAGUCCAGUGCAUCCUGAUGCUUUAGAUUUAUCCAUACAAGAAAAAUUAAUUGACAUAUCUCUUCAACAAGUACAGCUCCAAAGUAUAUUCUAAUAUAUGUAAUGACAGUCCAAUAUAAUCUAGUGUAUGUAGUAAACAAAGAACCAUCGAUUACUCUUAAAAUUGAACACUGUAUUUGAUUACUAUUUAUUACAAAAUAAAAAUAUAAUUUAUAUGUUAAUACAAUCAGUUCUGUUAAAGAGAGAAAAUUUCAUAUGCAAACAUACAUAUAAUAUUACAUUGUGAUUUAUUUAUUUAUAUGGAAUAAUUGCUCAGCAUUUUUAUAAACAUUUACAAUAAAUUAUGUAAUACACAACUGUUAAAGAAUUCGCGAAUUUAAAACGUGUAUAACAUACUUCUUGAAAGCUUCAUUCCUAAUGAUACACUGAAAUUUAUAUAAUGUAUACACUAAGUAUAAAACAAACAUAUGAAAUAAU